This is a messenger RNA of Nematolebias whitei (Rio pearlfish), 2406 nucleotides long. Its product is annotated as sodium bicarbonate cotransporter 3. The record is from RefSeq and is a predicted model, not a curated record. Gene Ontology annotation, cellular component: plasma membrane; apical plasma membrane; basolateral plasma membrane. NCBI's taxonomy places the organism in Eukaryota, Metazoa, Chordata, Actinopteri, Cyprinodontiformes, Rivulidae. Bases 1 to 2070 code for a protein of 689 amino acids. Gene Ontology annotation, molecular function: solute:inorganic anion antiporter activity; sodium:bicarbonate symporter activity. Gene Ontology annotation, biological process: monoatomic anion transport; bicarbonate transport; regulation of intracellular pH. The transcript is spliced from 15 exons.
AUGGAUGUGCUGCUUGAAAACUCCAAACACAACGUGCCUCUUUGCUCCUCCAGGAUUUUUGGAGGUUUGGUCCUGGAUGUGAAGCGGAAAGCACCCUUCUACUGGAGCGACAUUAGGGAUUCACUCAGUCUUCAGUGUCUAGCUUCUAUCCUUUUCCUCUACUGCGCCUGCAUGUCCCCCGUCAUCACAUUCGGAGGUCUGCUUGGAGAAGCAACGAAAGGCAACAUAAGUGCAAUAGAAUCUCUUUUUGGAGCUUCUCUGACAGGGGUGGCAUACUCCCUCUUUGCAGGCCAGCCCCUCACCAUUCUUGGCAGCACUGGGCCUGUUUUAGUGUUUGAAAAGAUCCUCUUCAAGUUUUGCAAUGAUUACAGCUUGUCCUACCUGUCACUGCGAACAAGCAUCGGCCUAUGGACGGCCUUCCUGUGUUUGGUGCUGGUAGCCACAGACGCAAGCUCACUGGUCUGCUACAUCACUCGCUUCACAGAGGAAGCUUUCGCAGCUCUCAUCUGCAUAAUUUUCAUCUACGAGGCCCUGGAGAAGCUCUUUCACCUCGGAGAAUAUUACCCGGUCAAUAUGCACAACAGCUUAGACAAUCUCACCUUCUAUUCGUGUCAGUGCUCUCCACCAGCCAAUGCAUCAGAUCUGCUCAUGCAGAAGUGGAACCGUUCUGGUUACCUCAGCUCGGACUCGAUCCCGUGGCACAACUUCAAUGUUUCGAUGUGCCAGCACUUUCAUGGGGAUUUUGUGGGUCCUGCCUGUGGUCACCAUGGCCCCUACAUCCCAGACGUCCUCUUUUGGUCCAUUAUCCUCUUCUUCACCACCUUCUUUUUAUCCUCCUUCCUCAAGCAGUUUAAGACGGAUCGAUACUUCCCAACCAAGGUGCGUUCCACUAUCAGUGAUUUUGCUGUGUUUAUAACCAUCAUGAUUAUGGUGCUGGUGGAUUUUCUGAUGGGAAUCCCAAGUCCUAAACUGAAUGUUCCUGACCGCUUCGAGCCAACUUCAAAGAACAGAGGCUGGCUGAUGGAUCCAUUAGGAGAUAAUCCCUGGUGGACGCUGCUGGUGGCAGCACUUCCUGCUCUGCUCUGCACCAUCCUCAUCUUUAUGGACCAGCAGAUUACUGCAGUCAUCAUCAACCGCAAAGAGCACAAAUUAAAGAAAGGCUGUGGCUAUCACCUGGAUUUGCUGAUUGUGUCAGUAAUGCUGGGGGUGUGCUCCAUUAUGGGCUUGCCGUGGUUCGUGGCUGCAACCGUCCUGUCCAUUUCCCACGUAAACAGCCUGAAGGUGGAGUCCGGCUGCUCAGCACCAGGAGAGCAGCCCAAGUUUCUGGGCAUUCGGGAGCAGCGGGUCACGGGGUUCAUGAUUUUUGUCCUCAUGGGCUGCUCUGUUUUCAUGACGUCAGUGCUAAAGUUUAUUCCCAUGCCCGUUCUGUAUGGAGUCUUUCUCUACAUGGGUGUCUCUUCGCUCAAAGGCAUUCAAUUCUUUGACAGAAUCAAACUGUUUGGCAUGCCUGCAAAGCACCAGCCCGAUCUGAUCUACUUGCGCUACGUGCCGCUGUGGAAGGUUCAUAUCUUCACUCUGGUGCAGCUCACCUGUUUGGUAUUGCUCUGGAUAAUCAAGGCCUCUGCAGCAGCUGUUGUAUUCCCCAUGAUGGUUUUGGCGCUGGUCUUUAUCCGAAAGUUUCUGGACCUUUUUUUCACUAAGAGAGAGUUGAGCUGGCUCGAUGACCUGAUGCCAGAAAGCAAAAAGAAAACGGAGGAUGACCAAAAACUGGAAGCACAAAAUCUGGAGGAUGAGUCAGACGUGCAGGAAGAAGAGGAGAUGGGGGUGAAAGUCAGGUUUGCAGGUUCGACCCGGUACAGUAUUUCAGGGAGCUCCGACUCUGACCCCUUGGUUGUAAAUAUCUCUGAUGACAUUGUCCAAACGGCAGUGUGGAAAGCAGUGAACUCGAGCGCAGAGUCUUGUGCCCAACCCGUGAAGCGUAGCGACAGCCUAGAGAAGGUGGCCUGCGUUAGAGUGGACGUCGGCCCGGAGACACCAGGAGAGGGCUCCACCACAGAGACCUUCCUGUAGUCCUGGACGCCCGUUCUCCUGAAUCCUCACAACACUUUCACUCCGACGUGGAGCCCUUCGGACAGCAGAGAGGACCUGGAGCGCCACAAUCUGCUUUUCUCUCAAAGAAUUAGAAAAGCUGCUAAGAGGAUACAAUCCUUUUCUACCGGAUGUCAAAGGAACGGCCUUACUGACGGGGGUCUCAGACUGUACGAACAGAACUUUACUUUUAUUGGGAUUUACUCACGUCUGCUGUUAUUUCAGCUGGUGGUGAGACUGGACACUGGUGUGGGUCAGAACAUUGUUUAGGGUUGAUUCAUUUCAUGACGAUACACCAGCCUAAAAAAAAAAAAAAAA